CAAACCCUGCUAUCUACCGUCACCCCUCACUUUAUUUUCUUCCCCCGAACCGUCAACACCGAGUCUGCCACGCGCCGUGUUCUUCCCCAAGCGGCGUCUCGCGCAUCACUACAACACGCUCCGAAAGAAGACAACAAGGUGUGGAGUUGAGAAGAAUCCAAUUUCACACACAUCAUUUAGUUUUGUUGUCAACGCAGAAGGGUCAAGCGGCAGAAAAGCAUAAUCUCUCAACCUGCCUGAAAGCUGACAGUCCACGGAGUAAGGAUCUCCCAAAUGCUUGACUGUGAUAAAUAAACGGAACAAACUUUGCAUCGGAAAGACUUUUCCUGGCCAUAUGCUUAAUUCCAAAAGGAAUGGAUGGGACGCUGAAGAAAAUAAAGAUCCACUGAAAACAUCCUAAUAAUUCACCUGCUUUUCUUCACUUUCCUCCAGUCACAUUCAGCAUCAUAUCACAGCUGGUGGAGGAACAAAGGUGUGAUUUAGCGCUUGAUGAAGAUGAUGCUGAGUCCAGAUCAGAGCGAUUCCGACCUUAUGUGGACUCAGUCAGACACGGAAACGGUCCUGGACGUCAUUAAAGUGGAGUGUAAGCCUGGAGAGUCUCCGCUAGCAGACGGGAAGCAGCGCGCGGUCGCGCCUCCCGCACUGACCCGUGAGGAAAAGCGGCGGAGGAGGCGCGCGACUGCCAAAUACCGACUUGCCCAUGCAACGCGCGAGCGCAUCCGUGUCGAGGCUUUCAACGUGGCGUUUGCCGAACUGCGAAAGUUACUCCCUACACUUCCGCCGGACAAAAAGCUCUCAAAGAUAGAGAUCCUUCGUCUUGCUAUAUGUUACAUAUCUUACCUGAAUCACGUCCUGGACGUGUGAACGACCUGGGGAACAUAUUAAACAUUGAAGAUCAUUUACAUCUAUAAGACUAUUAUGAGGGCAGAUAUAAGAUCUUGGUUGUUUAUAAAAAUGUUGUUAUCUUAAACCACCUGUUAGAUGUAGAUUCACAUAGAGCAAUAUCCAUUGAGGAUGGAAAUAGCCUCAUCAAAUGAAUUAUGGGUAUAGCAUCAGGAAAUCUUCAUUAGGGCAGCCUGAAGUUCUGGAAGCAUCCUGUUAAAAUAGAUUAUUUUAAAUUGUUAUUUAUUUUAUGUUUCUACUGUAAGCAGACUUGUCUAUUUUACGUGGUUGUCUUAUAAUUGUGGAUAAUUUAUUUUAAUAUAUUGUUUGAUUGUGUUCUUACGCUACGCCUACAGUAUGUACAGUGUUUACAAAAUGUACAGUUAUUUUAUUGUAAAGUUAUUGUGUUUGAAGUUUUGUUGUUGGUUUAACCUUGCACAUUUGUUGAGUUAAUGCUUAAUUAGGUCCUUGAUAUCAGUGAAGCACGUGAUUACACAUGCAAUUGAUAUCUACAUGGCAACAAGAUGCACUUCCUCUUUUUACUGUUUACGGAUACAUGAUCAUUUCUUUCUAUAACUCUGUGUAAUAUAGCCUAAGAAAAUUUUCUUUGGGGAAUAAGCAACCUAAUGUUGAGAAAAAAUAGUUGAUUUUGAUAUUAAAUAAUGGGCAAUACAUCAGACAGCAAUUUUAUUUAAGACCACAAGACUAUGGAAAUUCAAAAGAUGUAUCCUCUGCAGCAGACAAAGGAUAAAGCUGUUAAUUUAUUUUCUUUUACAGACAAGCUAUUUUCUAUAUAUUAUUUAUUUACAUUUGCAUUGUGGAUCUUAAAUCUAUGGUAUAAAAUGUUUCAUAUCUGCUUUAUAUCCAAAGAUGCCCAAUUCAGGGCCUUAAGUAUCAUUUUGUAUUGAAAAAAAUUGAAAUUAAUGUCUUGAUGGGAAAAAAAGCUAAUUAAAAUUAAACAUUUGA
This is a messenger RNA of Tachysurus fulvidraco (yellow catfish), 1848 nucleotides long. RefSeq names its product nescient helix loop helix 2 (gene nhlh2). The record is from RefSeq and is a predicted model, not a curated record. Gene Ontology annotation, biological process: regulation of transcription by RNA polymerase II. Lineage: Eukaryota; Metazoa; Chordata; Actinopteri; Siluriformes; Bagridae. The transcript has 2 exons. The coding region runs from base 490 to 864 and encodes 124 amino acids. Gene Ontology annotation, molecular function: RNA polymerase II cis-regulatory region sequence-specific DNA binding; protein dimerization activity; DNA-binding transcription factor activity, RNA polymerase II-specific.